Glycine soja is the source of this 1172-nucleotide messenger RNA. RefSeq names its product serine/threonine-protein kinase rio2-like. The record is from RefSeq and is a predicted model, not a curated record. The transcript has 2 exons. The coding region runs from base 451 to 873 and encodes 140 amino acids. NCBI's taxonomy places the organism in Eukaryota, Viridiplantae, Streptophyta, Magnoliopsida, Fabales, Fabaceae. Gene Ontology annotation, biological process: cytokinin biosynthetic process.
UUGUUUGCAGAAGAAGAAGAAAACGUGGGGCAUGUGAAUUCUCAUAACAGGAACUAGGAUUGACCAUCUUUAUCUAACCAUGCACUCCCCAAUAGAUAGACGCAACAAUCUAGUCACUCAGAAACUUGUCGCAUAAAACAUUUUCCUCGAUACAUACUAUUAUCAUAAAAAGCUUACGUACAAGUCGUCGGUUUUCAACAUUAAAAUCCUUAUUGCCACCAUGUCUUUCUAGUUUCUACAAAGAAAAAAAGAAAAAAAAAAUUCAGGCAUGAAAUCAUAAUAACUUGAUUACUCCCCCGACAAGCCAAAAAAGAAGCAGAGGAAUUUUCAUUUUUCAAACAGAGAGAGCUCAUAGUAGUGUGAUUUUGCCAUUUUUUGUGAAGUUAAAAAAAUUCUCGCUUGUUUCUCACGAGAGAACAAGAGAAUUAAAGGUUUGAAAGCUGAAUCAGGAUGGAGCCAUUCGGUGCAGAGGGAUGUCACAGCAGUGAAUCUGGAUGGACCAUGUAUAUUGGGUCCCCCAUAGAUGAUGCUGGACAUAGUAGUGACAACGACGACAACAACAAGAAAGGUACUCAAGCUCAUCCACAAGAUGAUGAUGAUGAUGAUGAUGAAAGUGAUGAUUCUAUGGCUUCUGAUGCGUCUUCUGGGCCAAGUCAUCAUCAUGGCUUUGCGGAUUUCCGCCGAGAUGCCGAAGAAGAAAAUGAUGAAAACAAGUAUUGCUUAGAGAAGAAAGCAGGUAAAACUCAACACAAGCAAAUGGAAGGGAAAAAGGUGGAAAAGAAUGGGAUGUUAAUAGUUGAUAGCAAAGAUAAGUCUCCAGUUCAGGGUUGUGGAAAGGUGAGAAAAAAUUACUUUGUGGGAAAAAGGAAAUAGCUAGGUGUAUUUCCCUGCUCCACAGCUGGUUAAUUUGUUGAUGUUUAGGUUUUCUUUUGAAACUAGAUAAUUAAUUAAUAGCUGCAAUUACUGUGUUGUACUCAUUUGCAUUUCCAUAGUUGUUGUGAUAGUGAUGGCCAUUUCACUAUAUUAGCCACAGCAUGCAAGGAUUAAAGGGUAUGGAUGCAUAUCUGGUUAGUUCUGAAAUAUGUUGUUCAGAUAUGUACUAGUAUGUUACUUUUUGUAUGCUAUGUCUCUGAGGCAUUACAAACAUUGAAGGCUUUUUUUUUUUAUUAUUA